AUGUCCGGUGCCCAUAGACCUUCGCGGACCCCAGAGGUGAGAGAGCCGUCCACACCGUGCGCUCAGGACGCGUGUGGGAGCAGAGGCCCCGCGGCAGCAAGCGGGCGCAGUGGGAUUAUGAAGCCCUCUCACCCCACUCGUCGCUCCUCCAGUGGAUAUUUCUCCAAUGAAAGCGACUCUGUGCCCUCCUCUCCUCAGCAGCGGACACUCACGGCUGACGCGCUCUCGCAGACUGUCAGUCCGAGCGCACAGACCAUCGAGCACGCGCUGAGCCGUCUCCAAGCGCUCGAGCCCAGUGACCGCGCGCGUCCGCGACAGCCUGGAAUAAGUGGCAGUAGCUCACGACCAGCGGACUCCGCGAGGGACAUGCAGGCGGUGCAGAUUGGACAAGCGAUCAGGAAACACGGAGACGAGUUCAACCAAAAGUUCGCACAGAGGGCGCAGGCGCGGGCUGCGGCGCAGCCUCCACCGUGGUGGCCCGAGGGCCCCCAGGAGCCCGUGGUCGUCAUCUGUGUGGGGCUCCUGAUAUUCCUCUUUGGACGACUACUGCUCUCCCGGCCCACCUCAUACAGGGACCCUCAGGUUUAG
Knipowitschia caucasica is the source of this 588-nucleotide messenger RNA. NCBI's taxonomy places the organism in Eukaryota, Metazoa, Chordata, Actinopteri, Gobiiformes, Gobiidae. The record is from the annotation of a GenBank genome assembly.